Molecule: messenger RNA, 3007 nt
Organism: Limulus polyphemus (Atlantic horseshoe crab)
Lineage: Eukaryota; Metazoa; Arthropoda; Merostomata; Xiphosura; Limulidae
Product: nephrin-like
Exons: 15
Coding region: 212-2797 (861 amino acids)
Molecular function (GO): protein binding
Source: RefSeq, a predicted model, not a curated record
GCAGGUGUGCCGUAGGCUUUCAUUAACUGCAUGGGCAAAUCCUGGAUUUAAGAGUUCCUAGAAAACCUUUUUAAGGAACUCAACUUGUUUCACAUUAAGGAGUCUUUAACUAUACGAAAGAAAAGAAAAAUAAUAAAAGGUUUACUUUUUUAAGUAUCUGGUGUUUGAGAAGUCCAAUAUAUCGCUAGAGAAACUACUAAUACAGGAUGAAAUGAAGAGGUCACGAUUUUACAGUUAUCUGAACUUAUUAAUAUUGAUACAAGUUGCUAUGUCAGGGGUGCCAGGAAUUAAACUCAAGGCAGCCCAUUAUUACUACGAUGGACAAAAAGAGUAUCCAGAAUAUGACAGUGUGGUUGGACGUAAAAUAACGUUACCUUGUAAUAUCACGCCUCCAUCCCAAGACGAUCGUGUAUCACUUGUGUUGUGGUAUCAUGGGACGUCCGAAAACCCUCUGUACAGUGUAGAUGCAAGAAACGAGCCUGUAGCACAAGCAAAGCGUGUUGUUCAUGAUGAGUAUGCCUCUCGAGCUACCUUGAAUAUCACCAUAAGAACAAUUUAUCUUAUCAUAGAGCCAGUAACGGAAGAAGAUGCUGGAGAAUACAGAUGUAGGGUGGAUUACCAAAUAGGACGUACUACUCACCGAAAGCUGAAGGUUAAUAUUAUUGUGCCUCCUAAAGAAAUAUACGUCCGACAUGGCGAUCAAAUAUUUAAUGAUGGCAGCGUAGGUCCGAUUGAAGAGGAUAGUUUUCUAAACCUGACAUGUGAAGCUACAGGAGGGAAACCUCCGCCUUCUGUUAUUUGGUGGCAUGGAUCUACUUUGCUUGACGAUACUUACUGGAAAGUUUCGGAAGAGAUUGUUGCGAAUACAUUAGUCAUCCCUUACGUACACAGAAACUACUCUUUUAGGGCAUUUACGUGCAACGCUUCCAAUACAGAUUCAAUCAUCCCAGCAUCUGUAACCGUGGAACUUGACUUAGUUUUGAAGCCUCAGAUUGUUCGGAUUUCAGCACCAAAAAAUCCUCUUGUUUCUGGAAGUGCAGCUGAGAUUAUGUGCCAGACUAACGGCUCAUUUCCACUAGCAGAAGUAACUUGGUGGAUGGAAGGAAAAAAGAUGAAACAGUACAAUAAGCCUCUGACAGACAGCACAAGAAUAACGACUAGUUACAUUACCAUCACCCCAAAAAUUGGUGAUAAUGGAAAAACACUCGUUUGCCAGGCAAAAAAUCCUCGUUUGCCAGAAAGUACCUUAGAAGAUUCGUGGAAGCUCGAUGUGCAAUAUGAACCUCUUCUGUCCUUGACGUUGCGUACUAGUGAUAAAAAUAAUGUAAUUCAAGAAGGAACAGAUGUUUACCUCGAGUGUAAUAUAAACGCUAACCCUCAAUUUCGGGAGUUGUUGUGGAAAUUCAACGGGAAGAUAUUAAUUUCAAAUCCAGUGAAUGGUAUCGUAAUCCAAGGACCAUCUCUCAUUCUGAGAAAUGUGACACGAGCGCAAGACGGCAUUUAUCACUGCGUAGCUGAUAAUGUGAUUGGAAAAGGGCAGAGCAACGAUAUUCAUAUGGCCGUUUCGUUUGCUCCUGUUUGUGAAACACGUCAGAAGACAAUUUAUAUAGUGGGAAGACAAGAAAAAGUUAGAAUAUAUUGUGAAGUCACUGCCAAGCCUACAGAUGUCGUGUUUAGAUGGACAUUUAACACCUCAAGUGAGACCGUAGAUGCCGAUUCAGUCAACAGUACUGGAACAACCAGUUUUGCUGUUUUUUCCCCUAAAUGUAAAUAUGAUUAUGGUAUCGUUUAUUGUUGGGGAGAAAACAUCAUCGGCAUUCAAAAAGAGCCAUGUGUUUUUAAUAUUCUACCAGCAGCCAGGCCUGACCCAGUUGCAAAUUGCAGCGUGGAAAAUCAGACACAGAAAUCUUUUACAGUUGAAUGUACAGCAGGAGACGACGGUGGACUUACUCAGCAUUUUCACCUUGUAGCUUACAACAGAAAAAGCAACGAAUUACUAGUGAAUCACACAAGCUUAGAUCUACCGAUUUUCAAGAUAAAUGGCCUUCCUCCCGGAAGUCCCUUGAGAAUCUUUAUCUACGCGUCGAAUGCUCAAGGAAAUAGCAUUUCACUUGUGCUAGAGACGAGAACUCUUCUAUCAGCAGAAAAGCACACAGGUAAUCUUCCUCCAGCUCUCUUCAGUCCCCUACUAGCCAUUUUACUUGGAUUAAUUUUGGUAUUAGUUAUCCUUGCUGUUAUUGUUCUAUUUACCAUAAAGCAGAGAAGGACUAGGAUGCAACAAGGAGUAACACUAGGUUCAAGUAAUGGCCCAAAGUCUAACGAUCAUUUGAAAACCAUUGUUGACCAGACUGAGACUGAAGAAAAGUGUCCUGAUUUGAUUCCCUUCAGAAGUACAAUCGCAAGCACUGAAUUUGAUGAUACUUUUAUGAGUCCAUCGGUUAUUAUGACAGACAUGGGAACCCAUCAGAUUUACGAGAACCUUAAAAUUAUCGGUAAACAAACCUAUGGAUAUACGAAAACUCAUCAAGAAUUUAUACCUCAUACGCAGGAAAAACUCGUGUACAAUGAACUGGCCUUUCCCGAAAGUAAAGCACACGUGCUGAAGAGAAGUAAUCAAACAGAAUACGUGCACGUUGACCGUCUGGGAAACAGCAGUCUUCGAUCCUGUCCAGGCUUUGAGAAUGCGGAAGAGUUAGAUGGCUACUCUGUGGAGACGCCAUUAAUGAAAAGUCUUAAAAACGAAAGAAGGUGGGAAAAAACGGAACGGAAGAGAUCUGUUAUUUCAACGGCCGUCUAAUAAAGUCAUAUUCUAGGAUAUCAACCAUGGAAACUAUUGAAAAAAAGAAGAUUUGGAAAUUUCCUGUGAACUAUUAAAGAACCGCAGUCGAAGUACAUCGUUCUGGAAGUGAUUUCACUUAAGUGAAAUCAGUAAACACGUUAUUUCUCUCUCUCUCUCUUUAUAUCUCUCUUUUUUUAAGCUGCAAAAUUAAAAUUUUAAUGCCUUUGA